Molecule: messenger RNA, 1644 nt
Organism: Phycodurus eques (leafy seadragon)
Lineage: Eukaryota; Metazoa; Chordata; Actinopteri; Syngnathiformes; Syngnathidae
Exons: 5
Coding region: 53-364 (103 amino acids)
Source: RefSeq, a predicted model, not a curated record
GUGAGACGAAAACAUGCACUGAUCACUUCUGACCGCCGUGUAGCCUCAAAAAAUGUGGACCGAGGCGCAAAACGACAGCAAGCUCGUCCCAGACAGGGUCGUCAACGCUUCGGAGAUGGUUGACCCAGAUCUGACCUGGCAGGCAUUGCAGAGAAAUGGUUCCACUGCACCAGCUGCUCAUCCAUCAAGCACCGAAGACACUUUAAACACAAGUAAUGGAAUCAUUCCUGGAGCCAUUGCGGCCGCCAUGUUCAUCACGAUGUUACUGGGCCUCUACGCCGUGCUCUGGAAGUGCAUGGUGUCGCCACCGCAAAGAAAGCGCCGGAAAGUGAGAGGAAGACUUCAUCAAAGAAUGUCAGCGUGACGACAGGACUGGGCUAGCAAAGGGCGUACAGUAAAAUACCAGUUUUUCAAGAUGUUUUCUCCAAAAAGUGUGGACUGAAAUGUGGGCGAACCACUAAAGAACUUCGAUACAGCUAAGUGAAGGGGACUGUUUCCACUCAGCGUCACUCUUUUACUGGCACGUCCUGUUGACUGGAGGCUGCUCGUUGUUCUGUUUUGAAGUCUGCUGCUUUUUACUCUGUGAACUCUGCACUACUGAGGGCUGAGACUGCUCACUCCUUAAAUGACCAAUAAGCUGUGUGUGUGUGUGUGUGUGUGUGUGUGUAUGUGUUUGUGUGUGAGUGAAGAUAUUGUGUCGGCUGACGCAGCCGAGUAGCUUCUAUUUUGAAACCUAAAUGAAACCCAAAGUUUUCCUUCCAAGUAUACGAAGGAGUAUUAAAUCCACCCUAAAAAUAAAAGAAAAAAAAUGACUACCAAUUUAAAGUAGCAAAUUUACAAGGUCAAAGUUGCAUAUUUUUUAGACUAAAGUCAUAAUUUUAUGAGGAUAAAGUUGCAUAUUUCCAAGAGAGUCGUGUAUUUUUCAGAUUAAAGUCGGGAUUUUAAGAGAAUAAAGUAUAUUUUCAAGAUAGUUGUCUUUUCGAGAUUAAAAUUGUAAUUUUAAAAGACUAAAAUAGUAUAUUUCUGAGAAAAAAAGUCGUAUAUUUUCGAGAGCUUUAUUUUUUGAGAAUAAGUUGUAAUAUAAUGAAAAAUAUAUGGUAUACUCAAUGUCUGGGCACAUCAACAUCAGAGCUAGAGAGCAGUAUUAAGACUACUGAUAUUGAAAUGAAUAAUGAACACCUUAUUCUCGUGAUAUUACAACUUGAAUCUAGAAAAUAAUUCAUUUGUCUAAUAGCAUAAUUGUGUGUGUGUGUUUUUUUUAAACAUUUUUGGAAAACAAGAAGAAAAAAAACCAACAACAAAAAAGAAGAGUCCAGUUGCCCCAAGUCAACUUUGGGCGAUUACCAUGACCUGGACAACUACAAGUCUACACAGAUAUAAAGAAAAAACAUUUUUAGUAAGAACAUUCCUAAUUGUCAUUGAUAUUGUGACUGAGUUAAAAAUGACUUGGGCAAUUACGCUCUUGGGCUAAUGAAUUAUAUAUUUCAUCCUAGAGAAUAUACAACUUUAUUAGUAGUUUAAUGACUUAUCUCCAAAAUAUGCUUGCUUCUUAAAAAAUAUAAGACUUGAUUCUCAUAAUACUUGACCUUUUUAUCUCCCCAAAAAUACUGCUUUUUAUCUUGAAAAUCUACAGCUUUAUCCUUG